AUGAAGUUCAAUAUAGUGAAUCCCAUCACUGGUUGCCAAAAGAAGCUUGUAAUCGAAGAUGACCAGAAGCUUCGGGCAGAUUUUGAUAAUAGGAUCUCACAAGAACUCAGGGGUGGUCUGGGUGAGCAAUUCGGCUACGUGUUUAAGAUGAUGGAAGGCUGUGACAAACAAGGGUUUCCAAUGAAGCAGGGAGGGAUGACUCCCGAUCAUGUUCGUCUCUUGUUUAACCUGUCGAAGGAAGAUGACAUUAGGAAAUAUGUCAAUCCAUGUCGCAGGACCUUCGCUACUAAAUCUGGGAAAAUUAGAAAGUUGAAGGAGCAGCUUGAGCGCUGCGGUGAGAGCUUGCUAAGAACAGAUCCAGGUUGUCUGAUGCCUCAAAGCCUCUCUUGCAGCUUAGGUUGUUUCUACUUUUUGAUCGAUUUUGGUGAAACGAGGAAUUUCAGUUAA
Rhodamnia argentea is the source of this 447-nucleotide messenger RNA. Its product is annotated as 40S ribosomal protein S6-2-like. The transcript is spliced from 6 exons. Gene Ontology annotation, molecular function: structural constituent of ribosome. The coding region runs from base 1 to 447 and encodes 148 amino acids. The record is from RefSeq and is a predicted model, not a curated record. Gene Ontology annotation, cellular component: ribosome. Gene Ontology annotation, biological process: translation. Lineage: Eukaryota; Viridiplantae; Streptophyta; Magnoliopsida; Myrtales; Myrtaceae.